AUGGCAUCAGGCAGGACACGCUGCACCCGAAAGCUCCGGAACUGGGUGGUGGAGCAAGUGGAGAGUGGGCAGUUCCCAGGAGUGUGCUGGGAGGAUGCAGCCAAGACCAUGUUCCGGAUUCCCUGGAAGCACGCAGGCAAGCAGGACUUCCGGGAGGACCAGGAUGCUGCCUUCUUCAAGGCCUGGGCAAUAUACAAGGGGAAGUACAGGGAGGGGAGCUCAGAAGGCCCUGCCAUCUGGAAGACUCGUUUGCGCUGUGCUCUCAACAAAAGUUGUGAAUUUGAGGAGGUUCCUGAGAUCGGCCAUAGGGAUGGCGCUGAGCCCUACAAGGUGUACCGGCUGCUACCACCAGGAACUGUCCCCGCUCAAUCAGGGACCCAGAAAUUACCAUCAAAGCGACCCCACAGUUCUGCCUCCUCUGAGAAGAAAGAGGAAGAGAUUACCGCAAAGAACUGCAUACUCAGCCCCUCCUUGCUCCAGGAGCCCCCUCAGAAUGAGAUGGUGGAGACCAACGGGGGAGCUGACCGUGUAGACUUUGGGAGCAGUGGAAGCAGCAGCAGCAGCAGCAGCAGCAGCCCUGAGCCUCAGGAAGGUAGGGACACAGCUGAGGCUCUUUUCCAGGGAGAAUUGCUGUCCCUGGAGCUUCUGCCCCCUCCAGAUUCAGACUACUCGCUGCUGCUCACCUUCAUCUACAACGGGCGUGUGGUGGGUGAGGCCCAGGUGCAGAGCCUGGACUGCCGCCUCCUGGCUGAGCCCUCAAGCUCCCAGUGCAGCAUGGAGCAGGUGAUAUUUCCCAAACCCGGCCCACGCGAGCCCGCCCAGCGCCUGCUGAGCCAGCUCCAGAGAGGGGUCCUGCUGGCCAGCAACUCCCGGGGCCUCUUUGUGCAGCGCCUCUGCCCCAUCCCCAUCUCCUGGAACGCGCCCCGGAUGCCACCUGGCCCGGGCCCGCACCUGCUGCCCAGCAACGAGUGCGUGGAACUCUUCAGAACCAGCUACUUCUGCAGAGACUUGGCCAGGUAUUUCCAGGGCCUGGGGCCCCCACCCAAGUUUCAGGUGACACUGAAUUUCUGGGAGGAGAACCCUGACCCCAGCCACACCUCACAGAGUCUGAUUGCGGUGCAGAUGGAGCAGGCCUUUGCCCGGCGUAUGCUGAAGGAGACCCCAGAGGAGCAGGCGGCCACCCUGUCUCUGCUGCAGAGCCUGCAGGACCCGCUGCCUCCUCUCCUCUCUAUCCCGCCGGUCUUCUUUGAGACAGCCUCAGCCUCCUUGCUGUCGACCUGCCUCCCACAGUGA
Molecule: messenger RNA, 1293 nt
Organism: Rangifer tarandus platyrhynchus (Svalbard reindeer)
Lineage: Eukaryota; Metazoa; Chordata; Mammalia; Artiodactyla; Cervidae
Source: the annotation of a GenBank genome assembly